GUUAAAUGAGUGCUGCAGCAGCCCCACUUCAGACAGGGAUCCAUACAGAGACAUGUAGGCUUCUAAGACAAGACCCACAGUUACAACCGGACACACAGAGAGAGCUGCAUGGCACAAAGAGUCACCCACAGCCACAGCCUGUGUCCUGCUGCCCAUCCUGUGAGGCCCAGGGAUGUGCUGGUCAAGUCAGCAUCGGCAUAUGCAGACAUGCAGUGGGAGCAGCAGCCAAGGAAGGAUAGGAGCCACCCACAUCAGGACUACCCUCACAGGGAUCAGCCCCCAGUGGCUGGCUACGUUCCCCAGCCAGAUUACAUGGAGGGAGUUGAUGAUCUCAUCAAGCCAAAAAAGCUUCUUAAUCCAGUUAAAGCCUCCAAAAGCCACCAGGAUCUCCACAGAGAGCUGCUUAUGAGCCAGAAACGGGGUGGUGCUGUUGGUGUGGAGUCUAAGCCAGAGCUGCAGCGUGUGUUGGAAGCCAGGAAGAGGGAAAAAAUGAUCAAGCAGAGGAAGGAGGAAGAUGAGGCCAGGAAGAAGAUCUCCCCUCUAGAACAAGAGCUCCUGAAGAGGAAGGGGAAGCUAGAAGAGCUGGAGAAGGAGCAGGAAAAGCAAGAGGAGGCAACAGUGAGAGCCCCGGAGUUUGUCAAGGUCAAGGAGAAUUUGAGACGGACUUCUUUUCACAGUAAAGAAGAGAAAGAAGUGUAGAUACAAACCGUUGUAUAGAACUGAGUUUGAAUGGCCUGGAGUUUGCACACAUAUGUGUAUGUGUAUUGUGUUUAUUAUGUGGGUCAGUGUAUGCAGAACUGCUUUGAAGUGUUUGCUCUAACUGCAAAACUCAAGUCACAAGCAAGGAACAUCUACCUGCUACAAGAUCUGGUUGGCAAGCCAUGACAUGAUGCCUUCACUUUCAUACAUAGAGCAGAGAAACAGAGAAAACUUAACUCUGUAUAGGAUACUUUUACAGUCAAUAACAUAGGUCAAACUACUGCUCUCAAUACAAAAUAAAUGAUAUAAUAGUUAGUGUGAGAGUCUAAAAAGGAGGGGAUAGAGUGAAUGUGAAUGUUUUGUUACAAACUGCAGGAACUCUAAAAGGCCAAUUGUGUUUGUCCUACAUUUUGUAGCAAGGCAGGUGGUUCGAUUUUCAUUUUAAACUGACUCAAUCAUAUCCAAGAGUCAUUCGUUAGGAUACAGUAUCAGAAGCAGAACACUUUCAUCACAUACAAUCAAUUCAGUCUGAUAACGGGCACAAUUAAAUGCACACAAUAACCUACUAAUGCAAUUCAAGGUCAGAUGUCUUACUGUGAAGUCUCUCACUGAGUAAUCCCUAUCCUCUAUCCUCCCUAACAGUGCCUUUCUAGAUAUAGCUACUUGUCAUCCUAAUCAUAAAGUUAAAACCAAGGAACACAAUCAUUAUGAAACGACAUUUCAUCAAUCCUUUACUGUGAUCUGAGGCAUUUAUUGUGCUGUAUGUCCGUGAGUGUGAGCAGUGGUGUGAGUCCAUGUUGCAAAGAUGCAAGAGACCAACACAGUUAUUGAUAUUAUCUCUCACUUAUGUUUUGGAAAGUAAUAUGUAAGAUUUGUGCUAAAGGUGUGAGAUCAGGAACAAUAGAUAUCCUCAUAGAUAUCCUUGUAAUUGUAUCAGACAUAUUCACAAAAUAUUGUUAUAGCAAAACACAAUUAUAUACAAAGUAUAUGCAAUCAGUUGAAUAAAUAGGGUACAUAAUUAGACAUUUAAUAAUGUAUCUGAACAUUUAUUAUAGUAAUCGAUCUGUAAUUUGUAUUUUUUUUAUGCUAUCGUCUUAACUGAUGUUCCAAUAUGACUUUUUUUUUUAUUGCCUAUGCAGGAAGACAUACACAUUAACAUUUUGAAUUAUUGGCAACAGCUUCGGUUCUGCCCACAAAGGAUAAAAAAAAGUUAUAAUUGAAAUGCAUUCAUUUAGUGGCAUGUUACAUGGAUUCGAAUGUUAUAUCUUCAAAUAAUAAUGUAUUAAACCUAUAACUUAGUGGAUGCCUGACUUGUGGUAUAUAUGCAAAUCAGUCAUAUUUAAAUAAUAUUCUUAUUUCAAGCUAGGAGGCAAACAAACUGUAUACGCGCAGAUGUCCUUUGGGCUACUGCACAAAAAAGCUGUGAAUUGGCUGCUUUAUGCCACUAGCAUAACACCACAAAAUAUUUUCCAUCUCUUGGUAAAGAUUUUAGUUAAAAUAAUGAUACAAAAGUAGACAAUUCACUUAAACCGUGGUAGGUCGCUAGUGUUCUUCCACAAUGAGAAAAGGGAAUAAGCAAAAUCCCAUUCAAGUUAAAAAUAGUGAUGGAAAACAAUAUCCCGAUAUGUGCAAUUCAAAAACCCAACAAAGCCAGUGAUCUUUGUGUAAAUAUGUGUUUCAGGUUGCAGACUGCACAAUCAAAAUCGUGUAAUCAAGCUUUGGUUGUUCUGUAGUGUGACACAACUUGCUUUCAAAAAAAAGAUGGCUAUUUCCAUAUGCAUUGGUUUCAUAACCCAUCGAGUUAAUGCUGAAAGACAGUUAUCUUUAUUUACCCUGGCAAAUGUUUUGCUUUGUUGAUCUGUAAAGGCUAGUUCCAACCAACUAUUAGCAAAGGGCACCAAUGGUUCCUAGUUAUCAAAAUGUAUAAAUUAUAUUCUUAAUUUCUUAAAUUGGAUAUUCCUAGUGCAAUAGAAAAUUAAUAGUAAUCCAUUAUAUAGCUGUAGAAUGCAUGAACCAUGAAAAAUAGCAUAGUAGUUUCAAGCAAAACGUUAAAUCAAUGGAAUUUCCAUUAUUCUGAAGCUUUCUUUACCCUUCGUGGUCGCUGCUAAGGUAAACAAUAGACCUCAUGUCUUGGAAGACACAUACUGUGUCGGUCUUUUUCUAUAGAUUGCAAUUUCUGUGUUGGUGUUUUAUUCACCAAGUAUAUUGUUCUACUUGUCUCUGCCUUUACUGACUCCUGAAGCCACUUAAGGGGUUUUAAUGGUUUAAACUGUAUAUGAUAUAAACAUUACGUUUCAUUAUGUCUCAUUUCUUUUGAAGUCACUGUAUUGCAUAACUUACUAUGUUUAUAGCUUUUACAAUGACACAAUGAUUGUUAUUGAAUAACUUUGGUUUGUAUCAAAUUACUAUAGUAGAUAGAGCAUAUUUAGUAGACACAGCAUAUGAAAAAGGAGGUACAAAGGCUGAAGUAGAAUUGUAUUCUCUUCAAAAGAAAAUAAAUUACUAACAGUAA
This is a messenger RNA of Esox lucius (northern pike), 3211 nucleotides long. RefSeq names its product actin-associated protein FAM107A. NCBI's taxonomy places the organism in Eukaryota, Metazoa, Chordata, Actinopteri, Esociformes, Esocidae. Gene Ontology annotation, cellular component: stress fiber; neuron projection; synapse. Bases 109 to 699 code for a protein of 196 amino acids. The transcript is spliced from 4 exons. Gene Ontology annotation, biological process: actin filament polymerization; regulation of actin cytoskeleton organization; actin filament bundle assembly. The record is from RefSeq and is a predicted model, not a curated record.